AUGAAGAUCUGCUCUGUGGUCUUCGCUCUCCUGACUCGAGCGCUGCUUGGAGAUUUGUGUUUGGCCAUCAAUGUCACCAUCAGCCCAUCCCCGUUCACGGUGGCCCAGGAGGGUCAAAAUGUCACACUCUCCUGUGUUGUGUCCCAGCGGCGCCGCAACGCUGCUUUACCGGUGGUGAAAUGGAUCUUCCUGCCAGAGGGCGCCGACCGCCCGGAGGACGAACUGCUCAUCGCCCGCGUCAACAUGAGGAAGGCCCGUUUCUAUGGUAACUACACAAAGAGUUUCCCUUGGCCCAAACUGAAGCUGACGGUGGUGAAGCAGGGGAAGAUAUUUGACCUGGUCAUCUUGAACGUGUCCGAGGGGGACCGGGGGCUCUACAUGUGCCGGGUGCAGGAGUUUAAAAAGCACCAGGACCGCUGGAAGGCCUCGUCAAACUGCACCGCCGCUACUGAGCUCAGAGUGCAUGUCCUACCAGCCACCAAGGCCAAAGAAAGCCUGUGGAGCUUGUUAGAAGAUGUGUACCUGUGUGCAGUGCUGAUCUGCUCAGUGGGUUUGCUGUGUAUGUGCAUGUUCACGGUGACAGUAACCUGCCAGUACAUACAGAGGAAGCAGAGGUUAAAAGAUAAUUACCUCUUGGUGAAAAGCCUGCAUAACAGCUCAGGAGAGACAGUCACCAGUGUGGUCAAUGUGUCUCCUGCUCUGCCUAAAAAGGAGAGGAGAUACAGGAAGAAAAGGAGCAGAGACUACCAAGAGGAGAUACCACCAGAGAUACCAGCGAAAGCUCCCAUUGGAGACAAAACACGGAAACCCAAACUUUUAAAACCACAACCAAGAAAAGUAGUGUUGCCGAAGAUAGUGGAGGAGAACUUGACCUACGCAGAGCUGGAUCUGGUGAAGCCAAUUCCGGAAACCAAGGCGUCGUGUAGCAGCACUGUGUACGCUCAGAUACUGUUUGGGGAGCAGCAGCUAUGAGAGAAACACGCCAAUAUAGUAAUAGUAACUGUGCCUUAUGUAAAAACUAUUGUCUAUUUAUAAUUUGUAUUAUUUUGUAUUCAUAUGGUUUGUAAAGGGCAAAAUGUGUAAUGUCCCACAAUUAUGACAAUUGUACAUAUGGUUUUAUAUGUUCUUUUAUAUUACUUUCUUUUAGGAGACCAAGAUGCAAAAGAAUGUUUUGCAUACUGGAGUAUUUCAUAUAUUUCAUUUCUUUUGCACCCAUGUUUAAAUCCUGUGUAGCUUAAACUCGGAACACAGACUGGUGAUGAUUUAGACCAGAUUUGUCCAUCGUGACAAACGGAGGGGCGAUUUGAGAUUUGAAUUUGCAGGCUAAUCUGAGCCCUCCCAUUUACAUUAAACAGGUUGCAACCGGAUAUCUGAAGGUUAAAGUCCUGUGGUGUGUGGCUAUCACAGCCAGUAAAGUUUACUGAAGUGAAGUGAGAUAUUGCUUUGCUAUCAAUGUAUAACAAUAAUGCUGCUAUUUCUUGUCUGUGUGCGUUAACUAUAGAGCUAGAACAAGGAGGUGAUUAGCUUAGUUAGCAUAACAAGUGGAAGCAGGGGGAAACGGCUAGCCUGGCUGUAGCUAGCUUGCUAGCGUGACCAGGGGAAAUGACGUGCUGUAACUGUUUCUCGGCUCCUGGUUGUUGUUUGCCAUGACAAAAAGUUUGUACGUCACUUUCUGCAAAACCACAAAUUCUUACAUUUCUGUAUGUGUGUGGAUGAAACAAAUGUGAUACAGUGUGUUAGUUAGUGAGCUUUAGAGGUGUAUUUUAUAACUUUGGCGACAAUUAGGCUAGCUGUCUAGCCCCUGCUUCCACUCUUUGGGACUUUUUCCAAAGCAGAGCUUAUCGCCUAUCGGCUCCAGCUUCAUGCUAACAUACAGACAUCAUGAGACAGAUAUGGACCUUCUCCUCUAAACCAUUUCAAAAUGUCAAACUAUUCUUUUAAAUUCAUAAAUGCACAUUAUUCUGGAUGCUGACAGUUUAAUAAAUUGAAAAACAUGAA
Perca fluviatilis (European perch) is the source of this 1998-nucleotide messenger RNA. It is a transcript of the gene vstm4b, whose product is annotated as V-set and transmembrane domain containing 4b. The transcript is spliced from 8 exons. The record is from RefSeq and is a predicted model, not a curated record. The coding region runs from base 1 to 972 and encodes 323 amino acids. Lineage: Eukaryota; Metazoa; Chordata; Actinopteri; Perciformes; Percidae.